UGUAGUAGGUCACUUUCAUUGUUGCAGCGUGAGAUGGUCACAGUACAAAACCAGACGAAAAGAUAAUUUAAACAAAAGAUUUGGACAAGGAUACAGUUACGCUAUAUAAGGCCACAGGAGAGCAUUGAGGCCACCAGUUGCAGAUACAGUGAAGGCUGCUGUUUGGGCUUACAGGUAAGUAGAAGAUGGCAACUAAAAAUAUGGCUACAAUGCUAUGUUCUACAAUGCUGUUGCUUUUGUCUUUGGCAGUAUCAGAGACAUUUACAGCGAGGAUCAUUGGGGGUCAGGAGGUCCAGCCAUACUCUAUCAAAUAUCAGGCAUCCCUGCAGACUGAGAAGUUCCAACACUACUGCGGAGCAACCUUAGUGCACCCUCAGUGGGUGGUGUCUGCUGCCCACUGCUGGAGGCCGAGCACUCUAAUGAAGGUGGUGCUAAGUGAACACAACCUGGAGACAGAAGAAGGCUUUGAGCAGGUCUUUAAUGUCUCAAAGAUACAUGUCCACAACUAUAACUACAGGACUUUCAACAACGACAUCAUGUUCAUCAAGCUGAGUGAGCCUGCACAGAUGAAUGCCUAUGUCCAGCCGGUUGCUCUGCCUGAUGAUAACACUCCUCAACUUUAUAAUAACGACUGCACAGUGAGCGGCUGGGGUGUGACACAGGUUUACAGUAACUACCUCUCCCCUGUGCUACGUGCCGUGGAUGUGAAAAUUAUGCCUUACUGCUCUUAUUACUACUGGGGGAGGAUCACCUCAAACAUGCUGUGUGCUGGAUCCCAGAUGGGUGGCAAAGACUCCUGCCAGGGUGACUCUGGUGGUCCCCUUGUCUGUAAUGGCAAGUUUGAGGGUAUUGUCUCCUGGGGUAUCAGCUGCGCAAAUGCAUACUAUCCUGGAGUCUACACCAAAGUGCGGAACUACAUCCAGUGGAUCAACUGGGUUAUGGAAAAUGACACACCAUGAACAGUCACCACAAUCCUCGAUGAGCAGCCCAUUCACAACAUUAUUUUAAAUUGCCUUUUUUUAUUAAUAAUAACUUUACUUUGUUAUUACUUUGUAAACUUUACACACUAAGUUUAAUUGCAAUUUAUAAUGUUGGGGUAUGCUAUAUAGAGCCAGGGUUAUCAGUCAUUUCUAGAUCUAAUGUUUCCUGGAAAUAUGUUAACAUGCUAAUUAUUAAUUGCUUUUCAUUCAUUCAUUCAUUGCUCUGAAAUGAGAUACAGAAAUAAACCCAUUAUUAUUACCAUUAUUAGUAGUAGUAACAGGAAUAGUAGUGGUAGUAGCAGUAGUUGUAGCACGAUGUUAACGCUGCAUUAAUCAGUAGACCAGGGCAAUAUGGUUAAAAUCAGUAAUAAUAUCAAAGUAUCACCAGGCCAUAUUCAGCAUUUUUUUAAAAUUUUAUUUUACAUUGAAUGAAAUGACAUAUUUAUCUCAAAGUGACAAAUCUGACGAUCCCACAAGGAAAUAUCACCAGACUCUGCUGUUUAUGUCAGCUCUACAGACUGUUUGUUUGUCAACACAUUUCACAUUACAUCUCAUUCACAUUUACUCCAAUGUAAAUAUCCGAGUAUUGAUUGGUGUAGCUUUAAGGACAUCACACCAAAGUACUGGGUCAAUAAGCUGACUAAUUGUACCUCUUUAUUCUGGUGUAACAUUAGGAAAGUAUCCCCAGUCAGUGAAAUAUUUAUGCAGUUCAGCUGGGAUAAGCUUUUCAUUGUUACAUAUCUUAACAGGAAUUUCAAUAUAAUUUACAUAACUGUUUUUUAAGGUAUAAUGUCAUAAUCUGACCUACUAACCAUCAGGAUCAGCAGGAGUGCUUGUAAAGGUGUUUGAUUAUAGUAUGAUUACACUAAACUCUCCUGUCCGCAUACUUUGUGUACCCAUCGUUUUGGAUUUACAUGUUCAACUAUCAAAAAUGAGUUUGAAAUGUAGGUGUCCACAUACUCUGACCCAUGCAGUCUAUGUUGAGUUUCAGUCUGUUUAUUGUGGAUUUAAAGUAAUAAAACUGAGUAAUUAUCCAUUACA
This is a messenger RNA of Dicentrarchus labrax (European seabass), 2021 nucleotides long. Its product is annotated as trypsin-3. Gene Ontology annotation, biological process: proteolysis. The coding region runs from base 186 to 959 and encodes 257 amino acids. Gene Ontology annotation, molecular function: serine-type endopeptidase activity. NCBI's taxonomy places the organism in Eukaryota, Metazoa, Chordata, Actinopteri, Moronidae. The transcript has 6 exons. The record is from RefSeq and is a predicted model, not a curated record.